Molecule: messenger RNA, 411 nt
Organism: Dimorphilus gyrociliatus
Lineage: Eukaryota; Metazoa; Annelida; Polychaeta; Dinophilidae
Source: the annotation of a GenBank genome assembly
AGCAGACGAAAAACUGUUAUUGCAUGAUAUCUAGAAACUAUCAGAGUUAUGGAAAUUAUAUUUUUGGAAAAAACCCCAGAUGGAUCUCAUUUCAUGAUCGAUUGCGGAGAAGGCUCCCAAAUACAAUGCAUGAAAAGUACAGUAAAACCCGGUAGAAUAUCCAAAAUUUUCAUAACUCAUUUGCAUGGUGAUCAUUGCUAUGGUUUGUCCGGUUUCCUUUCAACUAUGAGUCAACACGACAAAAAAUCACAAACAGAAAAUGAGAUAAAACGUGUUGUUGAAAUUUAUGGACCCGUUGGAUUAAGGGCAAUGUUAAGAAUCUCAUUGAGUCUUUCACAAAGUCAACUAGGAUUUGAUUUUGUUGUACAUGAAUUAAUUCCAGAUUCUUGGCAAAAAAAGGUAAAUAUUUAA